Molecule: messenger RNA, 3477 nt
Organism: Stylonychia lemnae
Lineage: Eukaryota; Ciliophora; Spirotrichea; Sporadotrichida; Oxytrichidae
Source: the annotation of a GenBank genome assembly
AUGGAGAGUAAGUAACCUUAAUCACGUGGAGGGAUGUCUAGUGGGAGUUAAACUCAUAGAUUCUUUAAUCCAAAUUAUGAAGACAACAAAGACUUUUAUUUACCUAAUGUUAAAACUUCAAUUAUUAAGAAAAAUCAAGUAACUUAUUAAAAUGUCAGCAACAUGAAUUCGAUUUAGAGUAAUAAAUUCUAGUAAAACCAAUAAUCUUAAUAAGAAAUUCUGACUGAUAGCUCUAAGUCUAUUUCUCCAAAUAUUCAUGCAACUGGCUUGUAAACUUAAAGAUUGCCUAGUUCACAUUCAAGUAUCCGCUAACCUGAUAAUAUAGGCUUCAGUAGAUAAUCAUCUUUCACAAAGGUUGUUAAUUAGCCUUAAAGUAACUUCUUAGCUGGCAGUAUAUCUGAGAGAAAUUUGGCGAAUGAUAUGCCUGAAAAGAAGUUCAAUUUUAAAUUAGAGGAAAUUGAUAUGCUGCGUAGAUCAUAGCAAUUCGCAUAAAAUCUUCUUAAAUAAAGGCUAAAUGGAGGGACAUUAGAAACUUAAGCUAGCGCACUUAUCCUAGCUCCUAAAUUGAUGCCCUAAUUAAAAACUUAUACCCCUAAGACUAAUAAGUAAUUUAAAACUGAUCGAAAUCACAUUAUUCAUAUGAGGGAGAAAUCUUUCGCAAAAUUGUUUGAACCGACUACUUUUAUUUAAGAGGAUGAGCCGAGUUUUGAAGAUGAAUUAGAGGGUGAAGAGGCGAAGGGAGUAUUUUAUAAGAAGGGUAAGAACAUUGAGAGAAUGAUACAAAAAAGAAAAGAAUCGCCUUUUACGAAGUUCUUCUAGAAAUGUACGAAUAAUCAUGUGAUUCCAUAGCCGAUUGGAAUAAUAAAUAGCAAGGGCUAUAAGAGAACAACCGUUCAAACUGCGGGAUUUAAGAUGGGAGAUGAUUAUGCAUAGGCAUUGGGAGAAAGCUUAAGGAAAACAACUAGACACCCUGUUGUUGUAAAUUUAAGUGUUAAUAGACUAUCUGAUAAAGGAGCAGUUCCAAUUUUAAAUUCUCUAUCAAAUGAUAUUUAAGAAUUAGAUCUGUCUUCAAAUCCACUAAUGAGGAUCAAAAGCUAUGUAUUAAUCAAUGACAUUCUUAGUAAAGGCUUGAAUAAGCUGAAAACCUUAAAACUAGAGAAAAAUAAUAUUGGAGAUCACACAAUGAAGCAAUUAUGUGAGACUUUAGAAGGAAAUUCAACAUUGACUUUCCUCAAUGUUAAUAAUAACAACCUUACAGAUCAAGGAGCAUUGUAUCUAGCCAAUAUGCUAAAAAUUAAUAGUGCUUUAAGAGUGCUAUUUAUUAGCUGGAAUAAAAUAAGAUUUAGAGGUGCUAUCCUCCUUGCAGAUGCAUUUGCAGUAAAUAAGGGAGUUUAAAUCUUAGAUGCCUCUUUUAAUUCUUUCGGAUCGAAUUAAUAAGCUAAAUAAAGCUAUUUAAUGCUAUUAACCCCAAAAACUUCCUCUCAAAAUGGUGAUUCUCCAGAAACACCUGAGAAAUUGAAAAAUACGCUUCAAUUAAAUGGAGGUGAUGCAGAGAAGCUGCCUUAGAGUUUCAAAAAUAUGUUUCUCUUGAAUAAAACAUUAAUACAUGUAGAUUUAUCCCACAAUGGAUUUAUGGAAGAAGAAAUAAAAGGUAUGAGCGAAGGACUUAAGGAAAAUCAUACAAUAUUAGGACUACAUAUGCUUGGAAAUCAAAGGAGCACUGAUACUCUUGGUUAUAUGACGGCUAGAGAUAAUAAUCCUGGAGCAUCUCAUAUUAUGACCAAACUAUCAUCAACUUUAGACAUGGGUAGAGUAUCUUAACAUAGAACUGAAUUGCAAGCAGCAUCUAAUUGUUGGAUAUGUGAAGGUUGGACUUAAAUAAUGUUUUAAUUUGAUCCAAUGUAAACCAUUCAUAAACAGCUUGAUGAGUAUUCUCCUGUUUAUAUACAUCUAUCUUGCGACAAUUACGAGCCAGACUUAAUGGAGAGAAAUGAGGAUGGUGUUUACAGAUUAUUAAGGAUGAUUCCUCCAGGAAGUUAGAACUACUACUUCACAGUCGACAGUGAAUCUGAAAAUUAAUAUUUUGCACAUGAUCAAAAGCAUAGAGAAAUUUAUAUAGGUGAGAAAGUAGACCAUAGGUCUAUCAAAGUUCCAAUGACAAAUAUAAUUGAUAAUGUAGCUUAGCAAAAACAGCCGAUUACACAAACUUUGCUUGAGGAUCUCUCAGUGAUGAUAAGACCACCACCUAGAGAGCCACCAAGAAGAAACAAAGAAAAGGAACCUUGGGAUUUUAAGAAAUCAGUAUUUUAUCCAUAUUAGCCAGAUAGUGAAGUACUUCUUAACAAUUGUUUUGAAUUUGACUUUGAGACCUCUAAGAUUACUAAAGUGAUUAAAGACUAUGAUGAGAUAGCUAAGAUUAAAGAAUACUUGAGGACUAUUUAUAAAUAUGUCAGAGAAUGUUACAAAUACUUUAGUGCUAUCUCUCCAAAUAAUAAUGUAUUUAGUGUCGGUCAACUUAUCUUUCAAGAAAUAAUCAAUAACACAACUACUAUUGACAGAGAAUUACUUUCAAAUAAUGAUGUAGACUUAGAAUUUAUCACUACAAAUGCUGGAGUCAAACAGCAUAAGUUUAAUCCAGACAGAGCUCUAGUAAGAUACUAAAUGCUAGAAUUAUUUGUAAGGAUAGCUGUCCAAAAAUAUUAUAAAUCGAAGUACUGUGAGACCUACUAUGAAGCUAUCCAGACUAUGUUUGAAAAAGAAAUUUUACCAUAUAUUAGAAACUUUGAUUGUCAUAUUUGGAGAAAGAACUGUUUAUGGACCGAAUCAUGCGACAUCAUUUAUAAGGCUUAUAUGCCUGUUGUAAAAAUGCUUUACAAGUAAAAUUCUGGCCGUUAUACAAAACCUGGUCACUAGCCUUUUAUGAGUUUAGAAGAAUUUUAAGAGAUGAUUACAUAAACAUCAAUCUGUUCAGAUAAUUUUGGCUAAAGAGAAAUAGGCAUUCAUUUUAACCUUUCAAAGAUGACUGAAAUUAAUGAAGUUGACUUUGACAAACAUAUGAAAAUGCAAUUUAUUGAGUUUAUAGAGGCUCUAGGAAGGAUAGCAGAGAAGCUAAAUCUAGAAACAUUAAAAGCAAAAUAUGGAUUUGAUGAGGAUGAUGAUCAAGAUAAUCAAGAGUAUAAUAAGGCAAAUAAUAAUAAACUAUCUUCUAAGAUUGAAUUUCUAAUAAAAAUCUUAAUGGGGACAAACCUAAAUAGUGUUGGAAACGACAAAAAGCUCCGCUAAUUGAACAAAUAAAUUGAGAACAACAUUUAGAAAAACAAGACCUCAACUGUGAAUUUGUUAGAGAAUACAAUGUAGAAAAAGGUGUCUAUGAUGAGUAUACUCAUUAACAAUUUCCAGAACAAGAGUCAAGCCACUGCCUCCACUAAAAAUAAUGAGUCAGAACUGAAGCAAGUAGCAGAAAACGACUCAGAUUGA